Sitodiplosis mosellana (orange wheat blossom midge) is the source of this 1695-nucleotide messenger RNA. RefSeq lists its product as uncharacterized. Lineage: Eukaryota; Metazoa; Arthropoda; Insecta; Diptera; Cecidomyiidae. The coding region runs from base 656 to 1519 and encodes 287 amino acids. Gene Ontology annotation, molecular function: protein binding. The transcript has 5 exons. The record is from RefSeq and is a predicted model, not a curated record.
GAAUAUAGGCUCGUGCAUUCGCCGGAGAGUUGAAUACAAUUAAAAUGUGAGUUCCACCGUUUGCAGACAAAUUUCCCAUGUAAAUAGAAGAACUUGAAUGAAAAUUGAAAAAGUAAACUGUGUUGGAAACUCAUUGCAAGCACGAAGUCAUUAAUCGCUAUGAGAUAUCUACGCAAUGCAUAUAACCUCCAUUUGAGAUAUAUUCGAGUUGAACCAUGUACUUUCGUAUCAUUCAAAAAAUGUCAAAGCCCAUUUGCAACUAAAACAGCAGUUGUCAUCCGUUCUUCAGAUCGAAGAUCCAAACCAUUUGAUGAAUUCGCUGAAUUCGCCACUUCACACAAUGACAUCGCUUCACCCGAUUGAAUGAAAAAACUUUCAGUACGUGGUGAACGUCAAUAGAACUUGUUCUGAAGAAAAGUGACACAGUCACUCGAGUGGUGCGGUGUGAGACAAUAGCAAGUGGUUUUCGCAGAAAACAGAAAUGUUCAAUUAGAUAAAAUUCGUAUGGCAAUUUUUUUUCCACCCUUUCCAAAAACAAAAUUUGUCAUUGGCCAUUGAGCAUUCGGAGUCUUGCUGGAAAUCUGGGCACACGCAUUCUGUGCCACUGAGUGAAUUCAUUUUCAUUUCAUCGAAUCGUCAAUUAUUCAUCGUCGUCAUGAAUUGCCUUGUCAUCAAGUUCAAGAAUCGCGAUUCUCGCGACAUCAGCAACAAACACCUCGCCGAAAUCUAUGUGAAAGGUCCAAAGUUUGACAUUGAUUUGAUUUCCACCGACCAAAAAGUCAUCUCCGCCCACAAAUACGUGGUUUGCAUGUUCUCCGGCUACCUCAAGGACUACAUUCGCGAAUUCAAACCCAAAGGCAAGGCUUGUGUCCCAUUGUCCGAGGUGUCGAGUUUCGUGUUGAAACAAGUGAUUGACAUGUUCUACAAUGGCCAGAUUAUGGUUGGUGCUGAGGUGAAACCGCACAUUGUCAAAGCGCUGCAGCUCUUGAAAGUGACAAACGUUGUCGUUCAAAACCCAGAUCAACAACAGGCACCCAAACCGCUAAACAAUGAUCAAGCUCCACAGUUGCCAUUGCAAACUCAACCGAGUUUCAAUCCAAAGCCUCAGAUGCCAACACAACACGUGAACAACCGUGCACCAAACAUGAACCAGCCACGAUCGAUCCAGCCGGCUAUGCGUCAACGAGCACAAUCGAUGUACAUUGAACGCCCAUUGCAUGGAAGUGUCGUGAAUUCAAGCUCGCCGGCAUUGCCACAAUUCAAUGGACUGCCAUCUCACAUCGGCGGAGUGUCGAUUGUAAAAACAAAGGUGGCACCGAAGUCGACCUCACCAGCUAUGGCAUUAUUGCAGAAUGCACAAUUGAGCAUCUCACGUGUGCAAAAGCCGAUUCAGCAGCAAAACAUUGCUCUAGUCACGCCAAAUGUUGGUGCAUUCGCAAUUUCGAAGGAAGUCGGUUCAAGCGAUGUUAAUGAAGAAUGCAAUGCCAAUGUUGGCCGAGGAAAUAUGUCGACCGCAUGAAGUUGAACCAAGCGUUGAAAAUAUUCUGUUCAUUUUUUUGCAUAUUUUUUUAGUAUUUGAUAUCAAUCAAUCAUUUGGUUUAUGAACACUUCAUACUCUAUUUUUUACCUCAGAAAAAAAUGUAAUUUACCUGAAAUUAAAGACCAAAUGAUCAUGCAUUUCAUGAACAAAUUGAA